This is a messenger RNA of Metopolophium dirhodum (rose-grain aphid), 4737 nucleotides long. RefSeq lists its product as uncharacterized. Gene Ontology annotation, biological process: regulation of transcription by RNA polymerase II; chromatin remodeling. Gene Ontology annotation, cellular component: SAGA-type complex; nucleus. NCBI's taxonomy places the organism in Eukaryota, Metazoa, Arthropoda, Insecta, Hemiptera, Aphididae. The transcript has 23 exons. Gene Ontology annotation, molecular function: chromatin binding; transcription coactivator activity. The record is from RefSeq and is a predicted model, not a curated record. Bases 261 to 2927 code for a protein of 888 amino acids.
UCUUCAAACAUCAGUAUUAUUUUUUAUAUAAAAUAUUGUAUAAUGUAUACUUAAUGUAAAUUUAAAAAACAAUAGCUCAUAGUUACAUAAUUCUACUCAAUGAUGUAUUUGUUUCCCUAAAUUCAAUAAAAACUGAAUAAGGAAUCAUUUAAUAUCACGUAAUGUGUGUUUUCAAAAGUCAAAUGGAGUUAUGUCAUAUCAAAUGUUUGAAAGAGAAGUAAUCCAGUAGAUUUUUUUUAAGAACUAUAAUUUAGUACAUUAUGUCAACUUACAUUUCUGAUGAUUCAAAUUCUAUAACUGGUAUCCCUGUAUCACAAGUGAAUUAUUUUUGUACUUAUUGUCAAGAUGAAAUCUCAAGUUUUCCAUGUCAAUCAAAUAAUGCGUACAACUCAAUGAUUAUUUUUAUCCGUUGUGCAAUUUGUGAAGAAUUUUUUCUUUGUUUAAUGUGUUUUUCCAGCGGGGCUGAAAUUGGCCUCCAUAAGAAUUACCACGAUUAUAAAUUAGUUACAGUCUUUAAAUCAAGUACUUUUUCAACAAAACUUUUGGAUGCUUUAGAAGAGUGGAUUUCUGAAGACACUGAAAAACAUUUAGGACCAAAAAAACUUGUAGAUAGUUGGGAAGAUGUUGCAAGUGUAGUUGGAUCCGAAUAUCCUGAAGAUGUAAAAAAAGAAUAUUAUGAUACUUUUGUCAAUGGAUAUUUUGGUCAAAACGUUAUUAAACUAGUUAAUAAACACAUAGGAAAUCCUCAAGUUGUGACAUUAGAUCAAGCCAUAGCAAUGGGUUGUUUGGAAAAUUGUCCUAUUUAUUUUCCAACACGUAAAUACUUAAAAAUUCCAGCAGAUAGAGAAAAAGAAGAAGAUUAUGAAAUUCUAGAGGAAAAUAUUAGAUAUAAUCGAUAUAAUAAUCAGGAUCUGACAAUGCAAAAUAAGAAUACAUUAGAUAGUUAUCAAUUACAAUUGUUAUUGCAAUGUGCUGGAGAAUUUGGCUAUGGCAAUUGGGAAGAUAUGUGUAAACAAUAUAAUACAAUUAUACACAUGGAAUAUCCAAGAGGAAAACGCACAUAUUUAUCAGCAAUGAAAAUUAAAGAGGAAUAUGUACUUCGUUUUAUUCAAAAUCCUAUUUUGCGUGGAACUUGGUUACCAUCCUCAAUUACAAGACCUCAAAUACCUGAUCGAACAAAACGUAUUGAAGGACCUAGAUGCGAAUAUGAACAUGUUUUGAAAGAACAACUUCCUAUUGAAGAUUUGGAUAUUUUUUUUUAUCCACCUGCACUAGAUGAUGUAGAUGAAUACAAAUGUACCAUUGAAGAACAAAACAUUGUAGUAGAUGAUUUAUCUGAAACCAAAAGGAAGUGUUUAGUUUGUACAUACUGUCAAGAUGAAUUUGAAGUUAUUGGUUAUCGAACAGACAGCCAUAAAUUUUCAAAUUACAAAUUAAUUACUGUAUAUACCUGUUGCUCAAAUAAACAGACUUGUGAAAAUUUUUAUUUAUGUCUAGUGUGUUUUGCAAGUGGAGCUGAAAUUGGAAAACAUAAAAAUAGUCAUGGCUAUACUUUGAUAACUGAAGUGAAAACUUAUUCUAGUGAUGUUUAUUUUCAAGGAUCCAAUUGGACUGCUAUAGAAGAGUUAUCAUUUUUGUAUGCCCUAGAAGAGUGGUUAAGUGAGCACUCUGAUAAAUUCAUAGAUCCAUUAAAUUCUGAAAAUUGUAUUACAGAUUGGGAUUCUGUUGCUCAACAUAUAAGAUCAAAAAAUGUUACUGAAGCAAAAACAGAAUUUGAAAAUUUAAUUUUAAAUCAAAGAAUUUGGCAAUUUCUUGAAACAUAUGCCCAUGUUGAACCUUUAAUUACAUAUGAAGAUGCAGUUGAGAUGGGAUGUUUCAAAACUUCAAGUAUAAUAACAGAUACAGGAGAAGGAAUUAUAGUUAAUGAAAAAAAUAUAUGGAAUAAAUCAGAUUUAGAGUUAUUAUUAGAUUACACGGCUAUAUAUGGUUAUGGUAAUUGGGAAAAAAUUUCAGAAGAAUUUAAUAAAACUAAUUUUUAUGAACAUUUUGGAAAAGUUAAUUAUUUUAUAAUAAGAACUCCUGAAGAAAUAAAAAAAGAGUAUUUACUUCGAUACUUUGAUGAUCCAAUCAGGCGAGGAACUUGGAAGCCACCAUUAAAUAAGCCAAUUAUUUUAGAUCGUACAUGGUUUUUUAAACAACCUGUUGAAUUAAAGUACCCCGUAGUGGAUCAUAAUUUAUUUGCUGAUACUAGUUAUAAUUACAUUACUGAUGAAUUUGAAUAUCCUUACAUGAAUAUUGCUGAAUCUGCCUUGGACAAUGUGGAAGAUUUCGAAACUAAUUUAGACGGUUAUCAUUCAAAACUUUCUAUGGAAAAAUAUAAUGGCACUACAAAAGAUAUGAUGGAUACUAAAGAUACCUUUAAAUCAAAAGAUCUAUGUACGAGCACACUGUUCAAUAUUAAAAAAGUAAAAGCAUUAAUUGCUUUAGAAAGGUAUAAUGAUAUUUUGUGGGAUCGAAGAAUAGCUAAAAAAUGUGUUCACAACUAUAGAUUGAUUGAACAUUUUGCAAUGUACAAAAAUAAAGAUUUACCAAAAAUAAAACAAUUUUCUGAACAAACUUUUGUGGAGCGUUUAGUGAAAAUGUCAAGAUUUAUGAAUAUUGACACUCAUAGGGCCUUGAUUGAAGGAGUAAAGAAUGAAAAACUGCUGAGACUGCGAUUAAAUGAGUUAAAAUAUUAUAAAAAGAUUGGUUUAACAAAACUAUCUGAACUCAAUAAGUUCAAUAAGUUUCAAAAACAUAUAUGUCAAAAAAAACUGUCAACACUUCUCCAUACUGAAGAUUCAUUGGAUCUUGGAUGUCAAACAUUUAAUGAACUUCUGACUCCCUCAGGAUCUAAUGGAAAUGGUUAUAUUCAUAAUACAACUUAAAUACAAACUAUUAUUUGAAAACAAAAUGUGAGAUACUAAACACUUUAAUUUUGGAGCUUAAAAAUAUAAUAAAUAGAAAAUACACCAUUUUUUUUAACAACAGAAAUAGGUUUUUGGUUUUAUAAAAUAUGUCAAAUAAUCUUCACAUGAUAUCUUCUUUGAAUAAAAAUUUAAAUUGUAGUUAUAAAUUUAAUAUUUAUUAGUCAAAAAGUUUCUAUUAAGCAUUAGUAUUUUAAAACUAUCGUUUGUCGUUGGUCUUUUUGACCGGGGUUAUUUUUAUCUUGAUUAUUAUUUAAUGGUAUAUUGAAACAAUAAAAUUGGUUAUAAUCCAAUACCUAUCAUACACGUGUAAAAUUAAAAAAUAUAAAAAUUAUUAGUCCAUAGUUUGUUUAUUAUUAUUUAUUUAGUUUGUCUAAGAGUAUAAUGCACCUUUACCUUCAAAAAUAAAUUAUUUUGUUAUAUUAUAUUCUUUUUUCGCUAGUAAGGAGAGGAUUGGGCUUUUGGGAGUAGUCCUUAAGGUCUGAGGGUAUAGUAUAUAAUAAUAUGUAAAUUGUAUAACCAAGUAUGUUAAUAAAUUAACUUUUCAGGAUUAGAAAAAUAAUUUCUAAUUCGUCAGUUAAAAAGACCAACAAAACCCCUCAUCAAAUAUUUUAACAUGGCACCUCUCCUGGGUCAAACAUGGUUCUUCAGGAAGAUUUUAUAAAAACCAAUUCUAUUAUUUAUAUAAUUAUUUAUUAUUUCAUAUAAAUUAACUGAAAGUUCUACAACCAAUUUUAAAGUCGUCAUAGAAUGUAAAGUUAAUUAUAUCUAUAAAAUUAAUUUAUAUAUCUAUGAAAGUAUUUCUUAAAUAGCUACUUUUUACUUUCUUUUUUUAAGUUCUUUUGGAACUUUUGAUAGAAUUGAUAGUUGUCUAUGAACAAACCUUAUAAGUUAUAGCUUAUAAUUGAAUAUAUUAUAAUCUCUUUAUAAAAAAGUAUUGGGUAUUUUAUCUUUUGCUAACUAUAAUUCUAUAACAAUUAAAAAAUAAUAAUACAAAAAAAUAGUAAAAAUGAUGGUUGGAAAACAAAGGGAUAAAGUCCUCUAGUGUAAUACAAAUUAGUUAAUAUUAUCAAUUAUUAAACUUUUUUUUUCUAAACUGCAUUGUUUGAAAUUAUUUCUCAGUUAUGAGUACUUAAUAGUGGAUUAUAUUUUUAUCUUGUUUGUUAUUAAAACCAUUAUCAUGAUAUUUUUGUUAUGUUAUAAAAUACAUUAUAGUUGUUAAAAAUUUAACAUUUUUUAUCAUGUUGUACAAUUAAAAUGUAUGAUAGUAAAAAUUAUUGAAUUAAUUAUAAUUAUAUAGGUAUAAGUUCUAUUGCCAAAUAUAUUAUAUUAAAUGGCUGUAGGUAUAACUUAUAAAUAAGCAUAAUUGAAUGGGUACUCCUCACAAGGAUUAAUUUUGGUAUAAUAAUAAUGCAAUUAUUUACAAUAUUGUUGUGUUUUAUUAACACAAAGAUUGAAUUAUAUUGAAAUAUAGAAUAGAUUAAACAAUCAAAAUAACUUUGAUGAUAUUAUUAUAUAUUGUUAUUAAUUUAAUUGAAUAACAUCUACUGUAAGAGGUACAAAUGCGAUUCAAAAUUGGUUAAAAUUAGUAUUUAUAUUAGUAAUUAAUCAACACAUUACAUUAUAUAGGCGAGUUAAAAUAACAAUAAGUACCUAUUAAAAUUUUAUUGUUGAUGAUUGAAAAAUAACAAGGUGUAUUCAUAUAUAUUUAUUUUUAUUUAAAACUUACUUACAUAUAGUUAUGUGAUUGUAGAUAUUGUUUUUAUUCUGU